GAUGCUUCAGUAAACUAUUGCUGCUGACGUUUGACAGUACAGCUAAACGAAAUAUCAAACAAAAAUUUUACGAUAUAGAACAAAUAAAAUAUAAUAUUUGGAUCAAAAUUGUUGAAUUAAAGAAGCUGCCUAUAAGGAGCAUAAAAUGACUCGCGGCAAUCAAAGAGAUCUGGCUCGGGCCAAAAAUCAAAAGAAAUUGGCUGAACAAACCAAAGGAAAACGCUCCGAUGCCCUUACAGUAGAGCAACGCAAAGCCCGGGACGCUGAACUGAUGAGAGAGAAACAAAAGAAAAAGGAAGAAGAUGCGGCUGCAGCUGCAGCUGCCGCGGCUGCCAGCAAAGGAAAAUAAUAACUAUUGAUACCAGUUCCAGCUAGAACAGCGUGCAUCCGUGCAAUCAUCUAAGGUCAACACAAAAUUUUAGUUAGGCAUAGUCAGUUACAAGUAAGGAAAGCAGCAGCCGCAAUCCGGAGCCAACGAUCGAGGCCAGCGUUCGACUCCAGGAUAAUCAACAUCAAAAUCAAUUGGUUAAAUUGCGCUAAGUGCGCCAAAUGUGAAUGACGAACAACGAAACAGCAAUGAUUAUUAAUAAUUACGCAUCCUUAGGCAGAAUAUA
Molecule: messenger RNA, 614 nt
Organism: Drosophila arizonae
Lineage: Eukaryota; Metazoa; Arthropoda; Insecta; Diptera; Drosophilidae
Product: putative SERF-like protein
Cellular component (GO): cytosol
Source: RefSeq, a predicted model, not a curated record